UUUAUGCUUCGAACCUAGACGGCAGAAGUAUUAUUCUUUCGUCCUCGUCCUGCUUUUUUAAAUUCUAACAAAAUGGAUACUAGAAAACACAGUACAGCUGGUUUACCUCAGUCUGCUGAGCUCAUGGUAGCAUGCAGCUUCCCAAGUUCUUCAGCUCUUGCCUUAGUGUCACCACGAAUGGCGAAACUCUGCGCCACGAUUGAACAUGCGCUCAGUUCCAUCCCAGUAAUAAGAGAGAACCCAAAUUUAACAACAACACUGUUAUCCUCGCCAUACCGAAUUUCUUAUGGAAUGCUGAACGCCAUGACCAAUCUAACCAAACGACUCAUAGCAAAUCCUCUUCAAGUGGUGACAGACUAUUAUGGAUCUAGGGAAAGUAUCGUGUCCCGUAUUUCUGAACUAAUAGGCAACUUGAGGUUUUCUCUUUCAACUAUAAGCAGAAAGCGGGACGAGCCGUGUACCCUUAUGCAUUUAAAUCAAUUAGCUAAUCAGUUGCAGCAGUUAGCAGAGAACGUCGCUAAUCUCCAAGAAACCAAUGAAGAAUCCAAGGCAAAGUCCCAACAAGAGAAUUUGCUGGCGGAAGUAGGCGACAUGAAGGGUUAUCUAGAAUUACUGUACCAACAGCUUAAACAGGAAGAGCUAAAGAAAAUUCAGAUUGAAGAGGAAAAUUGCGUUUUGCGACAGUCGAUUGGGAAGUAUUCGAUGAUUGACAGCCAGACAAGUUGGGACAUCUCUGUUAAACGAGAAGCGGAUGGAAUCAGUGACAAAUUAAGCAAUUUCUACAGCAGUUUGAGCCAUUCAGCUCAACUCAGCACAGCCUGCCUAGAAUCGAAAGAUAAAAAUCCCCCUGCCAUCGUUGAAACUUCUAUGGAUGAAUUUCGUUUAAAAAUAAGCUACUUGUAUCAAGAAGGCAGCAUUGCUUGGGCAAGGCCACCCAAAAACGGAGACACCGUCGUUUUUACUUUUCACCAGCCAGUUCUAUUAAAAAGGUUUAAAAUAGGAACCGGUCAUUACGAAUACCCUACAAACAAGUUGAGCGAUGCCACGGUUGAAAUUCUACUGAUGUCGUCGGACAUCGAGAUAAAAAAUCUGGUCGUCACAUCAGAUGACUAUCUAGUCGUUGGAAAAUUUGAUGAGUCAGGUUUGGCAGAGGGAAAUAUUGACUGGCAUACUUUAGGAACUGUUCAACGCUUACGUGUUAACAUUCAUUCUAAUCAUCAAAACUGGGUCGUAAUGAGUGAGUUGUCACUUGAAACAGUUCCUCUAAUGGGCGAAAAUAUUGGAUCGGAAGAAGAUUUUGAAAGUUGGUGAGACGAGUAACUUAAGAUCCAUAUCAUUACGAAACAAUUGUUAUCGGGUUUAACACAAGAAUUUCUUCGAGAAUGGUUACUACAAUAAUUCUUCUGAAGAUUAGAUAGGCACUAAAACCUUUUUGGUACAAAACUCAUUGUGAUUAUCUUUUGGAAAAUCACAAAAAAUGCAAUUUAAUUAAUGUUGAAAAUAUAUACACUCAUUAUUCAAAA
Molecule: messenger RNA, 1523 nt
Organism: Daphnia pulex (common water flea)
Lineage: Eukaryota; Metazoa; Arthropoda; Branchiopoda; Diplostraca; Daphniidae
Exons: 9
Coding region: 73-1311 (412 amino acids)
Biological process (GO): protein N-linked glycosylation
Cellular component (GO): endoplasmic reticulum-Golgi intermediate compartment; Golgi stack; endoplasmic reticulum
Molecular function (GO): acetylglucosaminyltransferase activity
Source: RefSeq, a predicted model, not a curated record